AUGUUCCGUCCGAGUGCUGAAUACCGUCAGACUGUAGAGCGGUGCUGGGACAGGAACUACUACAAUGAGCAGAAGAAGCUGAUGAAGCAGUUUUUGGUGCUCCAGAGACAAGGACUCCAGAGUCAUGUCCCUCACCACACCACCAUGGAGGACAUGAGCAACUGGCUUAUUAAGAACAAGUCCCUGGAGCGAAACCCUGAGGUCUGCGAUGAAGUUGUAAGAGCUCUAAAGAGCAUUUCCCAGAGCCUGGCCUUCCAGCCGUACUCCGAGCUGUGCUGUCCCUCUAAGGUGGUGGUGGACAUCGUGUCCAGGCUGCUCCAGGCCCUCUGGUCGUGCCAGAUGGAGAGCCCCUGUGACCAGUCCUCCAUGGCCCUGAGUGACAUGAGUGUCACCAUAGUGCUGGCAGUAGUGGAGAACCUCUCUAGAGUUCUGAAGGCUCCUCGUGUCGCUCAAGUCUACCUCUCCCGUUCCACUGGUGUCAGGAUGGUCCACUCACUCAACCGUAAGAUCCAGUGCCUAAACAGCCCUGAGGACCUUAGGAGAGCUCUUUUCACCCAAAGUUCCACCUUGAUCAGCACCAUCAUUGAAGCUGUGAGCACCAAUGUCCAGAGGCUGUUUGAAGCUCCUGCUGACUACAUUCCAUUAAGCUCUAUCCGCAGCUGGCUAUCAGAGCCCAAGGCGAGCGAGGUUCGUCCAAAGUGCCCUGACCAGCUGGUAAUCUCCUCGGAGCUCCUGAGGAACAUCAUUGGUAUGAUAGUUUAUGUAGUCUUCGAAGGCCACCUAGAGGAAGACAUCAACCUUCAUUACUGGCCCCUCAUAAAUGACAUAAUCCACCAGCUGUCACUGUGUGGGGUCAAAGUCACAAAGAAAGGGGGCAAGGCCAACUGGCACAUUGGCUGGUACCAGAUCCUUGAGAUGGUGACAAACAUCCAUACUCAUCUUCACCACUAUACUGGCACAGAGCUGGUACUAAAGUUUGCAACAUCUGCCAGGGCCACCAUGCUAACGAGGCACAUGGUUCACCAUGUGGUCGAGGAGCUGGUAAAGCUGAAGGACGUGGAUGAAGGGACACUAGCUUCAGGGAGCAGUGAGUCUGUCACAGCACCCCUAAUCACUAACCCCGUCAAAGUGGACAACAUCACAACAACCAUGACCACGACUCCAGUUGACCUCCAGCACCCUGUAUUCCACCUGCAGGCUUUGCCCCGGCACCAUGCAUAUUACCCCCAGGCUUUGCCACUGCAUCCUGCAUCCCACCACCAGUCUUUGCCCCGGCAUCAUUGCCCACUCCCAGCAGGCUUUUCCCCGGCAUCAUGUCCCCCACCACCAGGCUUUGCCCCUCUAUCAUGCCCCCCACCACCAGGCUUUGCCUCUCUAUCAUGCCCCCCACCACUAUUCUUUGCCCCUCUAUCAUGCCCCCCACCACCAGGCUUUGCCCUUCUAUCCUUCCCCCCAACACCAGGUUUUGCCCCUCUAUCCUGCCCCCCACCACCAGGAUUUUCCCAGGCAUCAUGCCCCCCAACACCAGGCUUUGCCCUUGCAUCCUGCCCCCCACCACCAGGCUUUGCCCAGGCAUCAUGUCCCCCACGAUCAGGCUUUAUCCCGGCGUCAUGCCCCCCACCACCAGGCUUUCCCCCGGCAUCUUGCCAUCCACCACUCACUAUCGCAGAUCAUAUCUGCACUCUAAUUCAGAGCAUCACUGCCAGAUCCAACAACAUCGUCAACAAGGAGCUGGAGAAGUGUAUCGACUCUUAUAGUAAGAGCAUCUGGGCUGACACUUUCUACUGCGAGUACAUGAAGAUGUACCCAUCACCCCAGGGGAUUGAAGCCUUCUCAUUUGAUGAGGAGAGAUUUUUAGUGGUGGCCAACAUAAUCGGCAGAAUAUUGCUGAACAAUCUCCAGCUAGAGAUGCUCCUCUCAGUGGAAGACUUUAAUGUGGAUGAAGUAGGGAGCAGUGGGUCUGUGGACUUGAACCUGGCGAUCCCAGAGACCGCUAACCCUGUCAAAGUGGUAGACAUCACAACACCCCUGACCACUAAUCCAGUCAACCUUGAGGUUUUGGAUGAAACACUUGUCCUUCAGUCAGGCUUUGUCCCGGCACCCUGCAUUCCACCCCCAGGCUUUUCCCCAGCACCCUGCAUUCCACCCCCAGGAUUUUCCCCAGCACCCUGCAUUCCACCCCCAGGCUUUCCCCUGACAUCCUGCACCGCAUCGCCAAGCUUCGCCACUAAUGCCAUGCAGGGCUUUGGCACGAAAAUCAUCCUGAAACAAAUGGUCCUGCUAUUCUUGGAGAGGCACCCUCCUAUAUCAGACGACCUUGAGUCAGAGUUCCUCACUAUUGCCGAUCAUAUCUGCACGCUGUUUCAAAGCAUCACUUACAGAUUCCGCAACAUCGUUAAUGAGGAGCUGGAGAAGUGUACCGACUCUGACAGUAAGCAGUACUGGGCUUACACCUUAGACUGGGAGUACAUGAAGAGGUGCCCAUCAUCCCAGUGCCUGGGGAUUGAAGCCUUCACAUGUGAUGAGGAGAGAUGUUUAGUGUUGGCCACCUUGUUUGCAAAGAAAUUGUACCCCAAGAUGUUCCUCUCAGCAGCAGACGUCGACAAGGCUGAAGAUUCAGGGAGCAAUGGAGUAAGCGAUGGUUUUAAGUGUUUAUCUUAUUAA
Oncorhynchus kisutch (coho salmon) is the source of this 2664-nucleotide messenger RNA. RefSeq lists its product as uncharacterized. The transcript has 7 exons. The coding region runs from base 1 to 2664 and encodes 887 amino acids. The record is from RefSeq and is a predicted model, not a curated record. NCBI's taxonomy places the organism in Eukaryota, Metazoa, Chordata, Actinopteri, Salmoniformes, Salmonidae.